Oncorhynchus keta (chum salmon) is the source of this 1788-nucleotide messenger RNA. Its product is annotated as methionine aminopeptidase 1-like. Gene Ontology annotation, biological process: proteolysis. The transcript has 12 exons. Gene Ontology annotation, molecular function: metalloaminopeptidase activity. The record is from RefSeq and is a predicted model, not a curated record. The coding region runs from base 228 to 1385 and encodes 385 amino acids. NCBI's taxonomy places the organism in Eukaryota, Metazoa, Chordata, Actinopteri, Salmoniformes, Salmonidae.
CAUUAGUCCAAACAGUUUCGUUUUGCAACGAACGCGAUAGUUUCUUUUGAAUAAAUUCAGGUAGUUCCCUCCCGGUUUCGUUCCGUUUGGUUCCUAGUGAAUCUACCUACCCCUGUUCCUCUUUGGGCAUAGGUAAAAAAGUUUAUUGAAGCAGCGCUCGCGAGGUUCUCUCCAGCUGACAGAUCGUCCAGUCCACUCCCCAGUCUCCACCCCUCCAGACUGCAGGCAUGGCGGCUAUCGAGGCUCGGGAAUGCGAAACUGAAGGCUGUAGUAGCAAGGCCAAACUUCAAUGUCCAACCUGCAUCAAGCUCGGGAUCCAAGGCUCAUACUUCUGCUCGCAGGAGUGCUUCAAAGGGAGCUGGGCCACUCACAAGCAGCUGCACAAAAAAGCAAAGGAGGAUAACCAGGAUGAGGCAAAGAACUGCGUGGAGACCGACACCAACACAGACCCAUGGCCUGGCUACCGCUACACGGGCAGACUACGCCCUCACUACCCACUCACUCCGAUGAGGACUGUCCCCAGUGACAUCCAAAGACCUGACUAUGCUGAUCAUCCACUAGGCAUGUCUGAGUCGGAGCAGUCUUUGAAGGGCACUUCACAGAUCAAGAUCCUUCCUGCCGAAGACAUUGAAGGCAUGAGAGUUGUGUCUACGCUGGCCCGAGAGGUGCUUGACAUUGCCGCCCUGAUGGUGAAACCUGGCAUGACCACGGAAGAGAUUGACCACACUGUGCACCUGGCCUGCACAGCCAGAAACUGUUACCCCUCCCCUCUCAACUACUACAACUUUCCCAAGUCCUGCUGCACGUCAGUCAAUGAGGUCAUCUGCCACGGCAUCCCAGACAGGAGGCGUCUGGUGGAUGGGGAUAUCCUCAACGUGGAUAUUACUGUGUACCACAAUGGAUUCCACGGAGAUCUCAACGAGACCUUCUUUGUCGGAGAGGCAGAUGAAGGGGCGAAAAAGCUUGUCCAGACCACCUUCGAAUGCCUUAUGCAAGCCAUCGACUCAGUAAAGCCUGGUAUCCGCUACAGGGAGCUUGGUAACAUCAUCCAGAAACAUGCCCAGGCUAACGGCUUCUCUGUGGUGCGGAGCUACUGUGGCCAUGGCAUCCACAAACUGUUCCACACAGCUCCUAACGUGCCCCACUAUGCCAAAAACAAAGCGGUCGGGGUGAUGAAACCUGGCCAUGUAUUCACCAUCGAGCCCAUGAUCUGUGAAGGUGGUUGGCAGGACGAGACGUGGCCUGAUGGCUGGACAGCUGUGACUCGGGAUGGGAAGCGUUCCGCCCAGUUUGAGCACACCUUGCUUGUGACGGAGACGGGCUGUGACAUUCUGACACGCCGGCUGGACGACAACGGACGUCCCCACUUCCUCAACCAAAUCUAAAUGGGGGGAGGGAUACAGCAACGAAAUGACUGUCUCGUGGGCAGCUCACUUUGAUCCCCAAUGUCAUAUCACACAUACACGCCUCUAACCUGAGGCACGCCGCCCGCCUGCCCCCCACCCCUCCGGAGGCUGUCCCUGCCGUGGCCUGGCUCUCACCGUUCCACAAAUUUAGUGUUGUUCUCCAAGAUUUACGGGAAGUACUUGAAUACAUCUGAUAUCAACUGUGUGGAUUGUUUUAAUGAGGCUGUUUUAAAAAAUAAAUGUCUCAUCAGGAGAUGAAAAUUAAAAAUAAAGAAGUGUAUUUAUGCGCAGUAGCAGGUUUAAUUUUUACCUUUAUUGUGAGCUUUGAUUCUGUUGACAUAUUUGACUGCAGAGGUGUGGAAAGGGUCAUGCUUCAGUUUGA